This is a messenger RNA of Ananas comosus (pineapple), 1397 nucleotides long. Its product is annotated as anthranilate O-methyltransferase 3-like. Gene Ontology annotation, molecular function: S-adenosylmethionine-dependent methyltransferase activity. Lineage: Eukaryota; Viridiplantae; Streptophyta; Magnoliopsida; Poales; Bromeliaceae. The transcript is spliced from 4 exons. The coding region runs from base 46 to 1176 and encodes 376 amino acids. Gene Ontology annotation, biological process: methylation. The record is from RefSeq and is a predicted model, not a curated record.
UUAAGCAGUAGCUCGGUCCUAAUUAAUUAACGUAGUACUACAACAAUGAAGUUGGAACAAGUGCUUUGCAUGCUUGGAGGAACUGGAGACCACAGCUACGCUACCGUCUUCAACCUUGAGGACAAAACCGUACCAGAUGCUAUAUUUAUAAUGAAGCAAUCAGUAGAGGAGCUCUACCACGACCUCCUCCCGGAGAACUACGUGGUCGUCGCCGACUUGGGCUGCUCCUCGGGGCCCAACGCAUUCAUGUACUUUGCGGCGAUAAUGGACGCUAUCGGCGAGAGCUGCGACCGGUUGAGCCGCCGGGCCCCGGAGAUCCAGCUGCUGUUGAACGACCUCCCGGGAAACGACUUCAACACCCUCUUCGGACUCUUCGCGUCGAGCAAGGAGAAGAUGAAGGAGGAGAAGGGAGAGAAGUUUUUACCUUUUUACCCUGCAGGGGUCCCUGGAUCGUUCUAUGGGAGGUUGUUUCCUGCAAGGAGUGUUCACUUCAUCUAUUCAUCUCUUUGUCUUCACUGGCUCUCUCAGGUUCCUCAAGGACUUGAGACUAACGGAAAUACUGCAGUGAACAAAGGAAAUAUCUACAUCUCAAAGACAAGCCCUCCUCUCGUGUCUAAACUAUAUACGGAGCAAUUUCAGAGGGACUUCUAUUCGUUCCUCAAGCUUCGAUCAGAAGAAAUAUGCACCGGAGGACGAAUGGUCUUAAUGUUCUUCGGUCGGAGAACUUGGGAUCCUGCAGAAGAAGAAAAUAACUAUAUUUCGACUUUGCUUUCGAAGGCUCUCAACGAAAUGGUCUUAGAGGGGAUUCUAAAAGCCAGUGAAGUGGACUCAUUCAAUCUACCAUAUUACCAGCCUUGCAUGGAAGAAGUGAAGAUGGUCACGCGAGAUGAAGGAUCAUUUGAUGUCGCGCACGAGAGUGUUUUCGAUUUGAAUUGGGAAGUUCUUGGCAACUUAGAUGAUAAGUCCCUCACGGACAACAAUGCAAGUGGAGAGUACAUAGCAAAGAUCAUGAGAUCAGUGUUAGAACCUCUGUUUGCAUCUCACUUCGGCGAGGCCAUAAUCGACGAAUUAUUUUCGAGAUUGACGGCAAAACUCACCAAGCACAUUGAAACAGAAAAGGGGAAGUAUGUUAUUUUUGUAGUGUCUUUGAGGAGGAUAUAUAGGGUGAAUUCUUGAAAUCUAGAACAAAACUUAGCGGCGGAGGUUCAAACGACAAAACCCAGUCGCAGUCCAAGCUUCACAUGCAUGCAUGCAUGCAUGGCUAGUUUCGCUAAUAAGGCUAGCACAAUUUAAUUUUGUGCGCAAGAACUUUCUUUUUAUGCAUGUUUAAGAAUAUGUUAUCACCUUAGUUUCUUUCUAUAAUUUCCGCGUGGUGGCGACGGAGUAAUCUUGUUUAA